Trichoderma asperellum CBS 433.97 is the source of this 1491-nucleotide messenger RNA. NCBI's taxonomy places the organism in Eukaryota, Fungi, Ascomycota, Sordariomycetes, Hypocreales, Hypocreaceae. The record is from RefSeq and is a predicted model, not a curated record.
AUGUCAGCUCAAUCUAUCCUUUUGCGCAAUGCUACCAUCUUGGUGCCAGGUCCAGCGGGAGGCAAGCCGGUCGUACCACUUCAAAGUCACUCACUUCUCAUCGAAGGAAACAAGAUUGCUCGCAUAGCGGCUCAUAUAGAUGCCCCAUCUGAUAAGACCCAAGUGAUUGACUGCACUGGCAAGAUCGUAUCUCCCGGCUUUAUUGAUACGCAUCACCAUGUAUGGCAGACGCAGCUCAAGGGACGGCAUGCGGACCACACUUUGUUGGAAUACGUCCCUACUGGCAACAUGCAAUCAUUUAAUUAUACCACUGAAGAUAUCUUCUGGGGCGAGCUAGGAGGGUGCCUCGAAGCGUUGAAUGCGGGAACGACGACAAUAGUCGAUCACGCGCACAUGAACUAUUCUCCAGCCCACAACACAAACGCCAUUGCCGCAACCGUAUCAUCGGGAAUCCGCUCCACCUUUUGCUACGCGCCCACCGCAAGGGUGAAAGAGUGGGAGCCCGAACUCUCAGUAAAUACUGAGUUCUUACCAAGCUGGGCAGUUGAACAAGUUGAAGAGCUCAUAAAAGCUGGCCCAUAUGGUGAUGGCCGAGUCAACGUGGGGCUGGCGUUUGACGCAUUGUUCCUCCCGACGGAAAUUGUUGCCGGUUUGUAUAAGCGGGUUCGACAAGCUGGAGCAAAAGUGCUCACUAGCCAUUACACGCGUGGGCAAAACUCGGUGGUGGAUGUGCUUGAGAGCCAUGGUGUUCUUGGUCCAGACAUCAUCAUCUCCCAUGCCAACAAUCUCUUUGACUCCGACGCAAAGAAGCUCAGCGAUGUAAACGCCGCCAUCUCCUCAACACCAGAUACGGAGAUCCAGAUGGGCCUUGGCUACCCGGUCUGUUUCCGAGACGACACCAGCGCUAUCAGCUCUCUGGGCAUCGACUGUCACAGCAACAACGGAUCCAGCAUCAUAAAUCAGAUGCGACUCGGCCUGCAAGCCGAACGAGGAAUCCGAAACCAGGCUCUCAUUGAGGCAAGCAAAGCGCCAAAGCAUCUCACCGUGUCCGUGCAAGAUGUCUUUCGACUUGGCACUGUCGGCGGCGCGAAAGCCAUCGGCAUGCAAGACCAGCUCGGAUCUCUCGAAGAAGGCAAACUUGCGGACAUUGUCAUCUUUGAUGGGCUUAGCCCCGGCAUGAUCUGUGCUGCCGAAGAAGACCCCGUAGCAGCAAUUGUUUUGCACUCUUCAAUAGCGGAUAUCGAGACUGUCAUUGUGAAUGGAAGGAUUGUGAAGCAGCAGGGAAGUCUUGUGCCCGUUGAGUUGGAUCUGUCACUAUCGGAUUUCAAGCCUGCCAAGACGCGAUUGGAAUGGUCUGAUGUGGCUAAAGAGCUUUUACAGAGUCGCCAGCGCGUGAUUGAAGCAGGUAAAAAGAGCUGGGGGGGCGAUUUAGAGAAGGCACUGGGAGGCGUGAUGAAAGCAUUCUACAUUGAUCCUAGCAAUGUAGUCUAA